Molecule: messenger RNA, 342 nt
Organism: Guyanagaster necrorhizus
Lineage: Eukaryota; Fungi; Basidiomycota; Agaricomycetes; Agaricales; Physalacriaceae
Exons: 3
Coding region: 1-342 (113 amino acids)
Source: RefSeq, a predicted model, not a curated record
AUGACUGUCAGAAAGUCUUCUAAGUAUAACAAACAAAAAGAAAGACCUCAGGAAUUAAAACUAAAGACAAAGGUUCACAAAACAGGCUGCUAUAAUGCCCUUGAAGUAGAAGAAACAUCAGAUGAAGAUUCAGAGUCAGAUUUGAAGGCAGAACCUCAACCAAAAAAGGCACUCUCUAAGACAAAUAGCUUCUUGGCUGAUAUAUUAGAUGUUGGCAAAUCAAAGAAGAAGCAGAAGGUCUCAUCUGAGUGUAAGAAAAAACUCAAUAAGAAAAAGCUUGAGAAACAGAAACAUAAGUACUAUCUGAUGGUGAAAAAUUCCAUUACUUUACAAUGGAAUUGA